Messenger RNA from Lachnellula hyalina, 1122 nucleotides. RefSeq lists its product as uncharacterized. Bases 1 to 1122 code for a protein of 373 amino acids. Lineage: Eukaryota; Fungi; Ascomycota; Leotiomycetes; Helotiales; Lachnaceae. The record is from RefSeq and is a predicted model, not a curated record. Gene Ontology annotation, cellular component: cell tip; Golgi to plasma membrane transport vesicle. Gene Ontology annotation, biological process: exocytosis. Gene Ontology annotation, molecular function: guanyl-nucleotide exchange factor activity. The transcript has 3 exons.
AUGUCUACAACCACCAUCAGCCUGAGCAUGACUUCAACCUCAUGCCAGUGUCCACAAUGCGGAUUCAACCUGGAAAACCAGUCUGCCAUCGCCCUAGACGCCCAAAACCAAAUCGACGACCUCCAGGCGCAAGUCCGUCUGCUUAACCAAAAAGCGACCGCAGCAGUGGACAAAUGGGCCGACUACGAAGAUGAGAUCCAAGCCCUACGAGCACAAGCACAACAGCAAACCCAAGCCCAACUGCAACCACAACCCUCCAGCCCACAACGCGAACAGCGCUCCGACAGCCCCAGCCGCUUCUCCGGCUACCUGCCCGUGCAAAACCGACUCUCCUCCUUCCUGACCUCCCGCAAAUCCACACCAAACCUAGCACAGGCACAAGCCCAAUCACAACCGCCGCCCAGCCCGUCAGCUGUCGAACUCACAGCCGCGUUAACGAGAGAGCAGGCAUUACGGCAAGCGGCCGAGGGGAAACUGGACGAAGCGAGUGGGGAGCUGGAGGAGUUGAGCGCGCAGUUGUUUCAGCAGGCUAAUGAGAUGGUUGCGACGGAGCGGAAGGCGCGGGCGAAGCUGGAGGAGAGGGUUGAGGUGCUGGAGCGCAGGGAUGGCGAGAAGAGGAAGAGGUUGGAAAGGUUGGAAGGUGCUGUGCAGAGGAUUGAGCGGCAAGAGCAACAGCAGCAGCGAAAGUGUGAAUCGAGAAGCAGGUUUACAGUGAGGGAGCGUGGGGGAAGGUUGGUGGUGAGGGGUAUUAGGAGAUAUGUUAGGUUGAGGACUGGUUGGAGGUUUAGGAGGCGGAAGACUUAUUCGCAUUCGCAGACGCGGAAUACAGAUAUGGGCGAGACAUCGAAUUACUACCCCUCGCGAUUCCGACAUCCACAUAUACCACCACCGGACCUCCUCGAUCACCUACCUAGUCUACCUCUCAAGACCCCCGACUUCGAGCUCUGGAUCAACGAGCUCUGGCACGACUUCCUCAUCGAACCUACACCAUAUCUAGUUGCAUCAACCAUCACAUAUCUAGGCUUCAUAUUACUCGUCGGCCAGUAUUGGGAGGUUAUGUGGAAGGUAGAGUGGUUUUUGGUUAAGCUGUUCGUGCCGUGGGAUGAUGAGAGUGGGUUUUGA